Messenger RNA from Nicotiana attenuata, 723 nucleotides. RefSeq lists its product as uncharacterized. Gene Ontology annotation, molecular function: nucleic acid binding. Lineage: Eukaryota; Viridiplantae; Streptophyta; Magnoliopsida; Solanales; Solanaceae. Bases 1 to 723 code for a protein of 240 amino acids. The transcript has 5 exons. The record is from RefSeq and is a predicted model, not a curated record.
AUGACUGCAGAAUUUAUAUUCCUAGUUGCUACAACAUAUCAUUCACAAACAAGUGGGCAAGCUGAAGUGUUAAACAGAGAAAUAAAGCAAAUAUUAGAGAAGACGGUGAGUGUGAAUAGGAAGGAUUGGGCUGCAAAGUUAGAUGAUGCCUUACGGGCGUAUAGAACUGCAUAUAAAAUGCCAAUUGGGGCGUCCCCUUAUAAGCUUGUUUAUGGGAAGGCAUGUCACUUGCCCGUUGAACUUGAACACAAAGCAUACUGGGCCAUUAAGAAGCUGAACAUGGACCUUGAAGUUGCGGCCGAGAAAAGGCUUUUGCAGUUGAAUGAGUUAGAUGAAUUCAGGCUAAGGCUAUUUCCUGGAAAGCUAAAAUCGAGAUGGUUAAGCCCAUUUGAGGUGGUGAGAGUCACUCCUUAUGGUGCAAUUGAGAUGCGAGCUUUAAACGGUGAAAGAAAAUUUUUGGUGAAUGGACAUAGAGUCAAGCACUAUUGGGGAGGAAUAAUUAAUCGUGAGAAGACCAAGGUUGUACUCGCUGAUGAGAUAUUAUGGCUCGUGAUGGUUCUAGCAAAGGCAAGGGCACUGGAAAGUUCUCUACCACUUCCCCAGCGCCCAAAAAGCGAAAGUAGGGAGAAAGCUCUUCACGGCAAUCCAAAGGAAAACAGGGAUUUCGUGCCAUAUGGGCGGUAUGUCUCCGAGAUUGGGAUCAAUAUCAAAGCUUUGGAAUGA